Messenger RNA from Trichogramma pretiosum, 2867 nucleotides. Its product is annotated as TBC1 domain family member 31. The coding region runs from base 406 to 2805 and encodes 799 amino acids. The record is from RefSeq and is a predicted model, not a curated record. Gene Ontology annotation, cellular component: centrosome. Lineage: Eukaryota; Metazoa; Arthropoda; Insecta; Hymenoptera; Trichogrammatidae. Gene Ontology annotation, molecular function: protein binding. The transcript has 4 exons.
UCACGGUAUACAUUUUAAAAAACAUUGAAAAAAGAGCAACCCGUAGAAGAUACCGCACUUCGCGUGUGCAGCACACUUAAUAAUUGCACCCGUAAGAGGCGUACUACGGUGCCAUAUAGCGGUUGUUUACAUAUAAUCAUAAGGAGGACAUAAUGCGCGAAGUCAGUUACAGUGAAUAAAAAAACGGCAGAUGUUUUGCGUGCAGUGCAGGAUUAUGUAUCGCUAUGGUGCGUUAUGUUAUGAUGAACUGCUACCGGGUAUCAGUCUGGAGCCGCGGCUGAAAUGUCAUUGUGCAGUUUGAACCGCGCGUAAAGUCAGAUAUUCACAGCCGUACACACGAGCCGCAACCUGUUGCUCUGAAUUGCUGAUCGGCCGCGCAGAGCGUCGCCAACAUCCGCGAUCAUCAUGCAGGACGACAAAUGGAUCGAUCUGGAGAAAUCCGCCUGCUCCAAUCAUUAUCAGUUCAAGGUCGAAUCGGCUUACGGAGGAAGCCAUUGCCCGAGCACCAUGAGCUUUUCCCAAUGUGCGUUUGACAAUGACGAUGAGACCCUCAUCGCCAUUGACAACAACGGCAUCGCCUACUGCAUCGAUCUGUCCGAUUUUCCGUCCUAUCGUAAAUUGGGCUGUGUCGGUAUGAGUACCUUCGUCACCUUCAACCCUUACGACAAAAACGAAUUGCUGAUUGGUUUAAGUUCGACGAAUAUCAAAGUCAUGAGGCUGAACGCAAUAAACGAUUUUUGCUCGUUGACUGGACACACGGCCCCGGCGACCAGUGUGUCAUUUUACAAGGAUUACUGCAUGACCUCGUCCAGCAAAGAAGUCAUCGUCUGGAUGGUCAAGUCUUAUUGUAAAAUUCAUCAGCUAAGGCUGAACACCAAAAAUAUUGUCGUAAAAAAAGCCAUGUUUUCCAGCCUUGGCUUGGUUGCAGUUUUGUAUGCGACGAAUAUAAUUCAGUGCUGGCCAUUCCAACAAUUUGAAAAGGAUUACAAAAUAGAUAUGGAAAAGCAAGGAUUAAAAAGUGUUGUUAAAGAUUUUGAAUUUACCAGAGAUGGGAGAGCCAUGAUUGUUUGUGGAUUACAAAAUAAGAUUUUAGUAUUUAAUGCAACCAGGUGGGAUGUGCUCAAAAGUUUGGAAUUUCAUGAUAAUUUUUCUGGAGGUAAGCAAGUAUCGAUAGUACCAAUGCCUCUGGAUGGUGGUGCAAAUUCCAUUGUGGCUAUCCUUACUUCUGAUUGUGCCUUAAAAUUAAUAAGUUUAGCAUCUUCUAGUGUUAUUUAUAAUUGUUGCAAUGUACUUACUGGUAUAAAGAAAAUUGCAGUUUCACAAAAAGGUUGUUAUUUAGCAAGUAUUAACAAAAAUGGUUCUCUGGACCUUACCUUUCUUGAAAAAAUACUAAAUAUUAAAUCAGACUCUGGAGUCUUCAAUGGUGUAGAAAAGCCUAAAAAUCAAAGAAAAAUUCAGCCUAAUAAAAAUGAAGAACAUUUAAAGUGUGUGCGUAAUGCUGUUAAAGAAGAAUUGAAACUUCAAAGAUUAAUUCCAAUUUUGAAAGAAUUUGGAGAAUAUCCAGAAAAACAUAGACGACUUAUAUGGUCAACAAUAAUGGAAUUACCCAGUAACAGAAAAGCUUUUGUAGAUUUAUCAAAUAAAGUGCCUCAUCAGGCUAUGUUUGAUUUAUUAAAAAAAGAUUCUUUAAUAGAAAAAUGCAAAAGUUCUGUAUUAGGCACAACUUUGAGUUGUUUAUUACAUUGGUGUCCUAUAUUAUCUGAGUGCGAUUUUCUUCCCAAGACAAUUAUUCCAUUUGUAAAUAUUUUCCAGAAAAGUCCAAUUCUUGCUUUGGAAACAUGCUUGUUUGUACUCAUGAACUAUUGUCAGAAAUGGUUUGAAUAUCAUCCUUUGCCACCUCUUAAUAUAUUAGGCAUGGUUGAAAAUGUGUUAUUAGAAGCAGAUCCAAUACUUUUUGAUUACUUCUGUGAACAAGGAAUAACAAGUACAACUUAUGCAUGGCCACUUCUUCAUAGUACUAUGAGUGAAGUACUUUCAGUCAAUGAUUGGUUAAUUCUGUGGGAUCAUUUAUUUUCAUUACGAAAACCUUGGUUUCUAAUGAUGUGUACCAUAGCAUACAGUAUUUUAUAUCGGAAAACAAUUAUAACAAAAUUACAUACAAUAGAUGAUUUCACACAAUUUUACAAAACUGUUGGUCAUGUUUCCAUCAAAAAUAUUCUCAAGAUUGCUCAUAAAUUGGACAGAGAAACUCCUCAUAGGAUUCAUCCACAUAGAUACCUAAAAAAUGAUGUAAACACAUUGCCAAAAAAAGGACCUUAUCAACCAUUUCUACAAUAUGAAUUCCCCAAGUACCUGACUGAUGAAUUACGUGGUAUUACUUUAAAAAAACUUAAAGAAAAAGAGCGCCGCUUGCGUGGUUUUCAAUUACAUGCCAUGGAACUUUUAGAAGAGAAAAGGCUCCGCGUCGAAAGCGAAAACUUUGUUCGAAACAUUCAUGAAAUGAGACUAAAUGAACUUCGUAAAUGUUAUGAAAAUCAAGUAAAAGAAGAUGAAAAAUUAUUAGAAUAUACAAAAAAAAAGACUGAAGACUUGGAUCCAUGUAAAUAUUUAAGUAACGUUGAUACAAAUUGGAAUGAUAUUUGUUCUAGUGGAAGAUCAAGAUCAGAUUUAACUGAUCACGAAAGACGCAGGAGACGAAAACAUCGGAGUAGUAGAUCUUUGCAAGAGCAAGUUGAUAGAUUAGAGUAUGAAGUUCAUCAUUUACUUGCAAAACUUCAAUCAAGACCAAGAUCUAGAUAUAAAUAAAAUGUACAUUAAAGGACUGAUGAUUUUUUAAUUCUAGUCAUCGAAUAAUGUUUAUUUUGAAA